Molecule: messenger RNA, 3485 nt
Organism: Sipha flava (yellow sugarcane aphid)
Lineage: Eukaryota; Metazoa; Arthropoda; Insecta; Hemiptera; Aphididae
Product: connectin-like
Exons: 3
Coding region: 467-2125 (552 amino acids)
Molecular function (GO): protein binding
Source: RefSeq, a predicted model, not a curated record
ACCGCGAGGAAAUCAGUUGCCGCGUUGCCGCCGACACCGAUGCGCCAUCCCCGUCGUCCCGCAGACGCUGCUGCUCGUCCACGCUCGUCCGUUCGUUCGCUCGUUGUUUCCGACGCACCGCACGCCCGGCCACCGCCGUCGCUGUCGCUGCACCCUUGAGCGUGUACAAGUCGUGGGUCACGGACGGAUGAGAUACGUUUGCCCGACUGCAGUCGCGCCUGCGUUGCCGGCCCGUUAAACGUCCGCCGUAGAGACCGGUUCCGCUUCCGGGGACAGCGGACAGCGCCACUGUAAGGGACUGUUGCGACAAAAAAAAAAAAAAAACCACGAAAAAACCAGUGGAAUUCAAAGAGUCUGCGCGACUUCUGCGUAUCCUCCGGGCCAUCCACCCUCUGGGUUCGUGCACCGUCUUUGACCCGUGAAACGUUGGGACCUGUUUGGACGGAAUUUUUAACAGAGCGCCGAUAUGGCUCAUCGACGAUUCACCGUGCUGUUAGUAGUGUUCGUUGUUCUGGUGUACGACAAUCACGGUUACGUCGCACAUCGACGAGUGAAGAAUCAAAAACCAGGCAUACGCAGUUACUCGGACGCAAAUAAGAAUAGCGAUAUCAAUGUAUGCGCUCUGGAGCAGAAGACCACUAUUAACUUGUUUUGUUACUGCGACGAUUCCGCGAUACAUACGGCUUCGUCGGCUGACUGUUGGGUGUUCAAUGACGGUGAGCCCAGGGACUCGUCCAUAUGGCAGGAGUUCCGGUCUCAAUCGAACAUUACCAAACUGACGUUCAACGUCCGCGGUUCAUCGGCGCAAACGCUGUCGUUUGUGCCAACCGAAGCCUUGGCCCAGCUGCCGGAACUGAGGACACUAGAGAUCGUAUAUGCCGGAAUUAGGACUAUACACUCACACGCGUUCGCCAACCUGUCCCAUUUACAAGAUUUAGCCUUGGGCAGGAACAACAUCCUGCGACUGUCUAGAGAGUCGAUAGCAUUCAUGGAGGACGUGCGCGUCGUCACGCUAGGCGAUAACGCCAUCGACGGCAUCAGCAAUGACGUGUUCGCUAACCUACCCGCGCUCCGGAAGCUGUACAUGAACAACAACAACAUAAGUUACAUAGCCGAGGGCGCUUUCGAGCAGUUGCGCAAACUCGAAGAGCUAGACGUGUCCGUAAAUCGACUAACAGGGUCGUUGUCCAGGUACGUGUUUUUGGGACUGAUAUCUUUAAAAAGAUUGGACAUGCGAGCCAACCACAUCGAACGAGUGGGCCCAGAUGCUUUCGCCGAGUUAGUUAGCCUAGAGGAACUCGUGUUAGAAGACAACACCAUAAGGACGAUUGACGGUAGAGGAUUUUCUGGAUUGAAUAAUCUACAACGCCUUACGUUGGCGGAGAACAGACUAACCGUGCUCGACGAUCGUAUACUUCACCAUCUCGAAAAACUCAGAUUUAUCGAUAUAAGAUACAACAAUUUGAAAACUCUGACUUUCAGUACCAUAGAACCGUUAUUGGACAGACUCCGCAACAUAUCGUUCUAUUUUUAUUUGGAAGGUAACCAGUUCGAAUGCGACUGCGAUCUGCUGUGGAUGAACCGGUUGGCCGCGGAGACGAUCAACGAACAGGUGAAACGGGUGCUGUCCGAGGCGGAGUGCACGAUGAACAGCACGGCGGCCGACGGCGACGACGGGUCGGUCGAACAGCAGUUCGGCAGCGGCAAGCAGCGGAAAGCGUUCGAGAACGGGCUGGACGACGGCGUGCCGGGCGUCGGAGUGGGGGGCUACGGUGAGCAGGCCGGCGGGACAGGAUCAACUGGUGCGGACGGUGGUGGCAGCGGCGGUGGAACAGGAACCAGUGAUGGUGCGGACGCGGUGCUUAUGAGGUCCGCGGACGAGUCGCAGCUGACCAAGGUGAGCGCUUUGGACGAGGAUACGUGCCCGGGCAAGGAACCACCGGUCGUGGACGGGGCACCGGACGCAGCUCAGAACUCGGACCGCGUGCUGUGGGAGUCGACCAAAACGUCCGGGUCGGCAGCCGCCGCCACCGCCGCGCUCUUCCGGACGCCAUCGCCGUGGUCGUCAGUGUCACCGCUGCUGUUGCCGGCUCUCGUCUUCGCUCUCCGUUCCCGUUGCUGUUAAGCUGACCCGCGUUCCCGUAUUUUACAUAAUAAUAACGAUAAUAACGAUAACAAUAAUAAUAAUAAUGAUAUUGUUUGAUACGUACCACUACUCAGAUGGAUUACAUUUGCAUAUGUAUUGCACGGUGAUCAAAACGAUCCAUUGGAAAUGUGUAUGUGUACAAAUUCGUACUCGAGCGUGCGCACACACUCGCACACACUCGCAUACACACGAAUACACACGCACGCACACGCACACACAUACACACACACACAUACACAUACACACACGCUCGCUCGCACGUACUCGUCUUACGAUUACGCGUGUGCAGUGGUCGCGUUUCUUCAAAACCGGCCCGAAACGAAAAAUCCUGACCGUCCCCGAAAGCUACCCCGAUUCCAAAAUCUCUCAAAUCUCACGAAUAUUUCACCGGCAAUCAUCGCGCGCUGUUUCAGACGUAUCCUCCCCAGGACGCCGUACGCGUAAGCUACUCUCUCCCCCCUGUCACCCUGUUCCCUCUUACUUGUCCAACAGUACGAUACACGUGUCGACGGUGUAAGGCGCCAAAAGAUUUUCACCCCGAACGUUUUUCUAAUCGAUCCGAACGACGAACCGCCAAAAACGUUGGUCCUCCGUUGCCAAAGUGUCGCGAAGUUGCGCGUCACUGCACACACAGUUUUCAUUGCGAUAGAUUUACUAACGAUUCAUUACUAUUACUAUUAUUAUUAUUGUUAUUAUUAUCAUAUUCCGAUACCAUCGUUUCGUCAAGUAACGUAUAUAUUUAUCGAUUCAUACGUAAGUCGUAUGAAAGCGAAGAGUACCGUUCGCCUAUCGAACACGCACGUCUACGGCAUCGCAUUUUAUAGCCGUCGCGCGGCGCUCGAUUUGCGUGACAGUAAACGGAUCCCGGAAGUGACGAAAAACGGCACUGAGCGCGACCGGUGAAGUUUCGCGCGGUUAUCGGAUUACGGCGAUAUUGUAAUGUUGUUUCCUGACGAAAACGCUGCAAAAACAUUCCGAUUGAAAGCAAUAAAGACGAUUUCGCGCAGAGAAGUCGUUAUUGGUUGUUGUGCAGUAAUUGGCUUAGGGAUUCGACUUCGCGGUGGCCGUACGCUGUAUUAUUAUGUAUGAGUAAUAUUACUGUAAACGUUCGUUUUCGUACAGGAAUGUAUCCGGUUGCAAUUUCUUUUUUCCCGCGUCAUUUUCCUUCGACUUGGUUUUACAUCGCCAUAAUAUUGUAUUCUAUUGAAAACUAUAUCCUAAGCCACAAACAUAAACCGAUUAUGAUUAAGUAACAUAAUCAAUCUCGCAUAAAUCAUGUCCGUAAAGUUAAAAUGUCUCUUACAAAUAUAACAUUUAUUUAAAAUAAAAAAAAUAAAAA